Molecule: messenger RNA, 522 nt
Organism: Linum trigynum
Lineage: Eukaryota; Viridiplantae; Streptophyta; Magnoliopsida; Malpighiales; Linaceae
Source: the annotation of a GenBank genome assembly
AUGGAGACGAAUUACGUCUACGCCUCAGUAGACAUCGAGAAAAUCGGCCCCUCCCCACGGCGGUGCCUCCGCCGCCACCCACCAUCCCAAUCAUCGUUGUCUUCCUGGACUCAUCUCAAAUUCACAUUCUCCUACCAAGUCCACCACUUGCUCGUCCACCAACCGGAAGUCGGAACCCCGACCCUCCUCCGCCGCUCAUCCGACCCCGCCGUUUCCAGAUCCCUCUGGCUCGGUACCACCGGGGCGUUCAGUAAACGCCCCCACGCGCUCUACGAAGACAUCGCCUCAGUCUGGUGCUCGCUCGGGAUAGACGAGCGGUUCCACCACCAGCUGUUCGAGAAAUUGGUCGCCGAAGUCCGCGACGCAGCGGAUUGCGUUUCCCCCAAGCUUAUGUUUCUGCCGCUCCGCGUCGCUGUUGUGAGGGAUCACCUGGUUUUGCUAGACGACGGCGACCCGAUUGCGGAUGUUGGCGAGGAAGAGGAGGUGGAAUCCGUCUGCUCGGUCGAUUUCACACCUGAGUAA